This is a messenger RNA of Rosa rugosa (rugosa rose), 3023 nucleotides long. Its product is annotated as ABC transporter B family member 25, mitochondrial. The transcript has 18 exons. Bases 150 to 2303 code for a protein of 717 amino acids. Gene Ontology annotation, cellular component: mitochondrial inner membrane. Gene Ontology annotation, biological process: transmembrane transport; intracellular iron ion homeostasis. Gene Ontology annotation, molecular function: ATP binding; ATP hydrolysis activity; ABC-type transporter activity. The record is from RefSeq and is a predicted model, not a curated record. NCBI's taxonomy places the organism in Eukaryota, Viridiplantae, Streptophyta, Magnoliopsida, Rosales, Rosaceae.
AAACACUCCCCCACAUACCAAUCAUUCUUUGAUUGAAUCUCCACUUUCCCCCUAUCACUGUCUUGAUACACAUCCUUCCUUCCCUCCUUCCUCUAAAACCCCACAGAAUUUGAAGUUAGGGUUUUACAGAAAUCCCAACACGAUCAAAAAUGCUCGGUGCUACAGCAUCGAGGUUCUACAGAGUCACCGGCCUUGUCUUCCGUUCCCACCAACCCCUCCAAAGCCGCAACCUUUUCUCUUCCUCCAUUUCAAAAACCUCCUUCCAUGGAAACCCUAUUCUUCUUCUUCCCCAAACAACAUCCAGAAGAAGAAUCAUUCCUCUCCAAAUCAACGCCUUCGUCUCCGGCACCUCCUCCUCCUCCGCCCCUCCUUCUCCGCCGAACGGCCGGGCAUGGCUAUCCACUUCGGCGCCGGACCAGACCAAUCCACGGCCUUUCGUCCCUAAAAAGACUCCCGACGAACAAGUCGGCGACGUCCAGAUCUUCCGGACGCUCGCCAGUUACUUGUGGAUGAAAGACAACUAUGAAUUCCGGCUUAGGGUUCUUACUGCCUUGGGGUUUUUGGUUGGGGCUAAGGUGCUCAAUGUCCAGGUGCCGUUUCUGUUCAAGCUCGCCGUGGAUUGGUUGACCACGGCGACCGGAAAUGCUGGUAGUUUUGCGGCGUUCUCUGCCGCCAAUCCGACUCAGUUGGCUCUUUUCGCAACGCCCGCGUCGGUUUUGAUUGGCUAUGGUAUUGCACGCUCUGGCGCUUCUGCUUUCAACGAAUUGAGGACUGCUGUGUUUUCUAAGGUAGCAUUGCGAACAAUCCGAUCAGUAUCCAGGAAGGUCUUCUCACAUUUGCAUGACCUUGAUCUUCGAUAUCAUCUUAGUCGAGAAACCGGUGCACUAAAUAGAAUCAUUGAUCGCGGUAGCCGUGCUAUAAAUUUCAUUCUCUCAUCUAUGGUAUUCAAUGUUGUACCCACCAUUUUAGAGAUAUCUAUGGUUUCAGGUAUACUGGCUUACAAAUUUGGAGCACCUUUUGCAUGGAUAACAUCACUAUCAGUUGCUGCAUAUAUUGCAUUUACAUUGACUGUUACACAGUGGAGGACGAAGUUCAGGAAGGCCAUGAAUAAGGCCGAUAAUGAUGCUAGUACAAGGGCAAUUGAUUCACUUAUUAAUUAUGAGACUGUCAAAUAUUUCAACAAUGAAGGUUUUGAAGCUGAUAAAUAUGACAAAUACUUAAAGAGGUAUGAAGAUGCUGCCUUAAAAACACAACGUAGUCUUGCUUUUCUGAACUUCGGCCAAAGUAUCAUAUUCAGCACAGCUUUAUCAACGGCUAUGGUGUUGUGUUCAAAUGGUAUUAUGAAUGGCAGUAUGACAGUUGGUGAUUUGGUCAUGGUAAAUGGACUUCUAUUCCAGCUAUCACUUCCACUCAAUUUCCUUGGUAGUGUUUAUCGUGAGACCAUACAGAGCCUUGUUGACAUGAAAUCCAUGUUUCAGUUACUGGAGGAAAGGGCUGAAAUUAGAGACAAAGAUGACGCAAAGCCUCUGCACCUAAGCGGGGGGAGCAUUCAGUUUGACAACGUGCAUUUCAGUUACGUAACGGAAAGAAAGAUUCUUGAUGAGAUAUCAUUUCUUGUACCUGCUGGAAAGAGUGUGGCUAUUGUUGGAACCAGCGGUAGUGGAAAGUCAACCAUUCUCAGAUUGCUGUUCAGGUUUUUUGACAGCCAUUCCGGAAGUAUAAGGAUAGACGGUCAAGAUAUUCGAGAUGUGACACUUGAGAGUUUGCGGAACUGUAUUGGAGUUGUGCCGCAAGAUACAGUACUUUUCAAUGAUACAAUAUACCACAACAUUCAUUAUGGCCGUCUUUCAGCAACAAAAGAAGAGGUGUAUGAAGCUGCUCGACGUGCAGCAAUACAUGAUACUAUCAUGAACUUUCCCGACAGAUAUUCUACUGAAGUGGGGGAACGGGGGCUCAAGUUAAGUGGUGGGGAGAAGCAGCGUGUGGCACUGGCUCGUGCUUUCUUGAAAGCACCUCCAAUUCUGUUAUGUGAUGAAGCUACAAGUGCACUAGAUAGCACCACAGAAGCGGAAAUAUUAAGUGCAUUGAAGUCCUUGGCAACCAACCGAACUUCAGUUUUCAUUGCUCAUAGGCUGACUACUGCAAUGCAGUGCGAUGAGAUAAUAGUUCUGGAGAAUGGGCAAGUGGUUGAGCAGGGACCCCAUGAUGUUCUCUUGUCUAAGGCAGGAAGAUAUGCACAGCUCUGGGGACAGCAAAAUAACACAGUUGAUGCACUUGAUGCCACCAUCAAAACAGGGACAUAAUGUUGACCCAUUCCUCCACCCCCCUUCUUCCAAAACCUCCACCCCCCUUCUUCCAAAAUAAGAAUGAGUGGCAUACAAAGUUACUAUCUGUCUGUAUUCUGGUAUUUGUUUAGCCACCUUUGACAUUCAGUUUAUAGAUAUAUUAAAUUCACUUUGGAGCAAGCAAUGUUUUCUGGUGCACGGGAAGAAUUGGUGCUUGGCAGGCGCUUUUUGCCAUAAAAGUGCAUUGACUAUUCUCAGUUCCCUUUCACAUGUCUUCAAGCUCCAAGGCAGAAGCUCCAGUGAUGAGGUAGGUUGUACUGGUUGGUUACUUCAGACAUAAAUGUUAAUGCAAUGCUCUUAGGCUGAGAAAUUGUUGAAGAGAUGCUACUUGGAGAAUGUUAGGAGGAGUCUUUGGAUUUGAAUGAGAACAGAAUCCAAAUUUGUUUACUUAAUUAGAAUACACAAGCCACAUCAACUUUGCGAAGCAUAUACUAUACCUGGAGCAGCUUACAAUCAGUGGAAGCAAUUUUGUAAAGUAGCACAUUGAUAGCCCAAAGUUUCUUUACUGUAUCCUGCUGCUUGGAUAAAUUGCAUUCCUCACUGUAUGAAACAAUUUUAUGAGGAUUGAAUGUUUCUCAUUUCAUUUUUACAAUUCCUUAAGCAGGAAACCAUACUUUCCAUUGUAUCACGAGUGUACUAUUUGUUUUGAAUAAAUUUUGCCUUGUGCUUUUAGUUUUA